AUGAGCGAUGAUGACAAUUCGCACAAAAAAGGCCUCUCGUACAACCCCCUGCUCACCAAAUGCCACUUCUCUUGCACUGUCCGUAUUUUUUAUAAUGAUAACCACCAACUAAUACAAUUCCAUUCAUUACCCCCUCCGCCACUAGCUCCGCAAGCCCUACACCACACACUCAUUACCCAUUCCGCCACCACAAUUCCCACACCACAUGCACUCAUUACCCAUUCCGCCACCACAAUUCCCACACCACAUGCACCCAUUACCCAUUCCGCCACCACAAUUCCCACACCACAUGCACUCAUUACCCAUUCCGCCACCACAAUUCCAACAACCCACUCAUUACCCAUUCCGCCACCACAAUUCCAACAACCCACUCAUUACCCAUUCCGCCACCACAAUUCCAACAACCCACUCAUUACCCAUUCCGCCACCACAAUUCCAACAACCCACUCAUUACCCAUUCCGCCACCACAAUUCCAACAACCCACUCAUUACCCAUUCCGCCACCACAAUUCCAACAACCCACUCAUUACCCAUUCCGCCACCACAAUUCCAACACCCCACUCAUUACCCAUUCCACCACCACCUCCAAAAUUCCAACAUCCCACUCAUUAA
Molecule: messenger RNA, 612 nt
Organism: Argiope bruennichi
Lineage: Eukaryota; Metazoa; Arthropoda; Arachnida; Araneae; Araneidae
Exons: 1
Coding region: 1-612 (203 amino acids)
Source: RefSeq, a predicted model, not a curated record